UCAGCAGUUUUGAUCGUGUCGGGGACUACGGGUAGCUUUGUGCAGUCAUCCAGGUUUUCUAUAUAGCUCCUCCUCAGUGCAUACCUCUACGGCCUUGUCCUCAGUUGCAGGCGUCCCUUCCAACUUCCCCUCGUCCGUAGAUAGUCGAGACGUUGACAUAGCCGGGCACGCGAUCAGUAUCCAUUCAAAUGGAAUACAAGCCAGCUGUUCUCAUCGUCGGAGCCGGGCCUACCGGUCUAGUGCUCGCUCUUUCGCUGCUCAAGAAUGGUGUCCCUAUCCGUAUCAUCGAGAAAUCGAGUGUUCCUCACGGCGGCGCCCGAGGCACAGCUAUACAGCCUCGUACCUUAGAAUUGUUGGCGUUUCUGGGGGCUGUAAACGAUGUAUUCGCGAUCUCUACCCCGCCACUCCUGAUGGCUACACAUGGGACCGGUCAGGAAGUCUUGAAGAUCACAAGAUGGGAGCAAGAUGCCGGGCCGUCCCCUCACAUUCCCUAUCCCCGGGUCGCCUCUUCUUGCCAGGCCGAGUUCGAGAAGGUCCUAAGGAAGCACAUCGAGAAGCUGGGCGCGAAGGUAGAAUAUGGGGUGGAACUCACGACGUUUGAGCAGCACGCCCAUGGAGUGGUAGCGCAUCUUCGGGUUUCGUCCAAAUCUGGCGACGCUACAUCUGAAGAAACAGUUGAGUGCGCAUACAUGGUUGGUGGAGAUGGUGCGAAAGGGCACAUCCGGAAAAGUCUUGGCCUGUCUUUUCUGGGCGAGACCAAGGAAGCGGAACGCAUGUUCACGGCAAAUGUAGACGUUGACGGUCUUGACGGAGAGUACUGGCACACGUGGGGGACAUUCAACACAGCGGGAUUCGCGCUGAAGCCUCUUAAGCCGGCUCCCCUAUUCCAGGUUCAAGCAUUGGGUCCCGAUCUGCCUGACACCUUUCCCACAGAUACUGAGGGUAUCCAGCGACUGUUCGAAUCGAUUAGCGGUAGUCAGGAUAUCGCCUUGUCUAACGCCGCUUGGGUCUCGACGUGGAAGGCGAACAUUCGGAUGGCAAAUACUUUCAGCGUCGGAAGAGUCUUCUUGGCUGGAGACAGCGCACACUGCCAUUCGCCAGCAGGCGGUCAAGGCGCGAACACCGCCAUGCAGGAUGCGUUCAAUCUGGCCUGGAAGCUCGCGCUUGUCAUCCGCGGGCUUGCUUCGCCUGCUCUUCUCAGAACCUAUGAUGCUGAGCGUGUGCCAGUUGUGGCGGAGAUGCUCAGUUUGUCCACGGAGCUUCAUUCUCUCGCCUUCAACCGGCCCCGCGCCUCGGCUGUCGACGCAGGCGAAGAGAUUAGCAACGACAAAGCUAUGUUCCGUCCUAGGAAACUGCUUCAGCUCGGAAUCAACUACCGAUGGUCGCCCAUCGUCCUGGAAGCCCGCGCGGGCGAAGAUGAUGCAUCAGCGAACGAUCCGUAUGGGCAGGAGACGUCAAAACUACGUGCUGGCGACCGUGCACCGGAUGCGACGCCGCUCAUCGAUGCGGACAAUACUUCGACUGGAGUCAUUACAUUGCACUCGACUUUCUCCGUCGAGCACCAUACAAUUAUCGCCUUCCCGUCCGCCGCAGAUACGCUCGCAAUCCUCGAACCUUUGACAAAGCAUGUUGACGUAGGACUGGCAAGAAUUUCCGUCGUUCAUCGGAAUGUGCCGGGCAGGGAGAUGCGAAUCAAAGGUUCGCGAGCCCUCGUCGAUGUCGAAGGGACGGCCCAUGCUGGUUAUGACGUGCACGGCGAUGGACUCUCCUUCGUGGUGAUCAGACCGGACGGCAUCAUCGGAGCGUAUACGCAUGGCAUGGCUGGUAUUGACCGUUACUUCGCGGCAUUGCAGGGGUUCGCUGCUUGCCAGUGAAAGUUGACAAGAACUUAGCACGAGCGGGUAGUGUAGAGAGGUCUACGUCAUAUGGAGAAUUCAGAGUAUACACCGUC
Fomitopsis serialis is the source of this 1951-nucleotide messenger RNA. RefSeq names its product FAD/NAD-P-binding domain-containing protein. The transcript is spliced from 10 exons. The record is from RefSeq and is a predicted model, not a curated record. Lineage: Eukaryota; Fungi; Basidiomycota; Agaricomycetes; Polyporales; Fomitopsidaceae. The coding region runs from base 189 to 1874 and encodes 561 amino acids. Gene Ontology annotation, molecular function: FAD binding.